Messenger RNA from Setaria italica (foxtail millet), 1800 nucleotides. Its product is annotated as L-gulonolactone oxidase 2. The transcript is spliced from 2 exons. Gene Ontology annotation, cellular component: membrane. Lineage: Eukaryota; Viridiplantae; Streptophyta; Magnoliopsida; Poales; Poaceae. Bases 1 to 1800 code for a protein of 599 amino acids. Gene Ontology annotation, molecular function: FAD binding; D-arabinono-1,4-lactone oxidase activity. The record is from RefSeq and is a predicted model, not a curated record.
AUGCGAGGGCGCCCGACGCCAACGAUGCCCAUGCAUGGCCGCCUCCUGGUCCUCAUCAUCGUCGUCGUCGGCGUGGUGACCCAAUGCCACCUCACCGGGGCCAGCCCCCCGCCGCCGGUGGUCCGGUGCGCCGGGUCCGGUGGCUGCACCGUGACCAACGCGUACGGCGCGUUCCCGGACCGCUCCACGUGCCGCGCCGCGGCGGCCGCGUUCCCGGCGUCGGAGCGCGAGCUACUGGCCGUGGUUGCCAACGCCACCGCCGCCGGGACGCGGAUGAAGGUGGCGACCCGGUUCUCACACAGCGUGCCCAAGCUGGCCUGCCCUGCCCGCGAUCGCGGCCUCAUCAUCAGCACCGAAUCCCUGAGCCGCGUCGUCGCCGUCGACGCCGGCAGGAUGGAGGUCAUCGUCGAGGGCGGCGUCACGCUGGGCCAGCUCAUCGACGCCGCGGCGGAGGCCGGGCUGGCGAUCCCGUACACGCCCUACUGGCUGGGGCUCACGGUCGGGGGAAUGCUCACCACGGGCGCCCACGGGAGCUCCCUGUGGGGGAAGGGCGCCGCCGUGCACGAGUACGUCGUCGGGAUGAGGGUCGUCACGCCGGCCCCGGCGAGCGAGGGGUACGCCAAGGUGCGGGUGCUCGCCGCCGGCGAUCCGGAGCUGGACGCGGCCAAGGUGUCCCUCGGGGUGCUCGGGGUCAUCUCUCAGGUCACCCUGGCACUGCAACCCAUGUUCAAGCGCUCGGUGAGGUUCGAGGAGCACGACGACUCCGACCUGGCGGAACGUGUCGUGGCGUUCGCGAGUGAGCACGAGUUCGCCGACAUCGUCUGGUACCCCGGCCACCGCAAGGCCAUCUACCGCGUCGACGACCGCGUGCCUGUGAACACCUCCGGCGACGGCGUCAACGACUUCGUCGGCUUCCGGCCCACCCCCACAUUCGUCAUUGAGACCGCCAGGCUCGACGAGGAGCGCAUUGAAGCCAAGAACGACACGACCGGCAGGUGUGCCAUGGCGCUGGCGACGAGAGCCCUCUUCUCCGCCAGAAACUACGGCCUGAUGGAGCACGGCCUGCAGACGCCGCUCCCGGGCCGGCCGGUGGUCGGGUUCCAGAACCGCAUCCAGUCCUCCGGCCGCUGCCUCGCCGCCGCCAACGACACGCUGCUCACCGUCUGCCCCUGGGACCCGCGCGUGUCGCACGGAACCUUCUACUUCGAGUCCGGCAUCAGCGUGCCGCUGCGCAGCGCCGCGGCGUUCGUCCGCGACGUGCAGCAGCUCCGCGACCUCGCCGGCCCCGGCGCGCUCUGCGGCGUCGAGGUGUACUACGGCGUCCUCAUGCGCUACGUCAGGGCGUCGACGGCGCACCUGGGCAAGGUGGAGGACAGCGUGGAGUUCGACCUGACCUACUACCGGAGCCGCGACCCGGCGGCGCCGCGGCUGUACCAGGGCGUUGUCGAGGAGAUCCAGCAGAUGGCGCUGCGCAAGUACGGCGGCCUGCCGCACUGGGGCAAGAACCAGAACGCCGCCUUCGAGGGCGCCGUCGGCAAGUACGGCGCGUCGCGCGUGGCGGCGUUCAUGGCCGUGAAGGACGCGUACGACCCCGACGGGCUCUUCUCCAGCGAGUGGAGCAAUCAGGUGCUGGGAAUCGGCGGCGGCGGCGGCGUGAGCGUGGUGCGCGACGGGUGCGCGCUGGAAGGCCUGUGCGUGUGCUCGCAGGACUCGCACUGCGCACCGAGCAAAGGGUACUUCUGCCGGCCGGGCAGGGUGUAUAAGGUGGCCAGGGUGUGCCGGCGUGACGAUGGUUCCUAG